GUUCUUUCGCUCAAAACUCCCAGAACAAAACACCCAGAGCCUAUUGUCAGUCGCUGGAGCUGGUGUCUGAACCCUGAGCGUGGACCUAAAAAAAACAACAACCAACCUGCGUGGGCUGGACCAAACUGCCACGGCCCUCAUUUACCACAGGUUCAGCUCUGUGGACUCCAUCAGCUCCUGGACCACCUCUGUCCCACGAGCACUACGAACACCUCCACACCACACCCUCCAUCUCAUCCUUCUGCACUUCCACCUCUCUCUCUCUCUCUUUGUGUCUGUGUGUGUUUGUGUGCCCUUCACCUUCAGCACCCCACGUGUACAGUGCUAGCGUAUCAUGGAGAAAGUGCAGCACAUCACUCGUGCAGCCAUGAGGAGGGCGUCCACCAUGGAGGUUCCCCAGCAGGCUAAGCAGAACAUGCAGAACCUCUUCGUCAACUUUUGUCUCAUCCUCAUCUGCCUGCUGCUCAUCUACAUCAUCGUCUUGCUAAUCUCUUUCCAUAUGUGAAGGAUGCACGUUGUGGGGUAACUUCAUCAUCCUCCUCCCUGCACCUCACGCUGAUCACACCUGCCCCUGAGCCACACGGCGCCUCACUUUGAGCUCGCAACCUGCAAUCGUCCGGCUGCGACGUCUUCGCCAUGGAUCUCACCAACAACCGGGGUCUCAACUUGCUGCUCAACUUCCUGCUCAUCGUCAUCGUGCUGCUGCUCAUGCUCAUCCUGGUCAAGCUCAUGUGACGUGGGCUGAGGCGCUCAACGAGGGCACAAGACUUAAUAUGGCCUGAACACGUUUACUAUAGAGGGAGAGCUAUUGAGAUCUCUCUCUUACUCCCUUUCUUACACACACACACACACUUCUCUACUUGUAUCUCCACUAUAUAAAUCACAGUUUGGUGCAUCACUUUAAAAACUAAGUGCUUGUUAAAGCAACACAGAAAGUCUUUCAUUCAGAAAGUCAUUCAUUUGUGCAACAAAAAAUCUAAUCUGACCUUUUUUUUACCAUUAUUGUUUACCUCCUUGUUUAGAGAUGCCUAAAAACUAUUCUAAUGUGUGUAUAAUCUUCCACCAAAGAAGGCAGAAUAAAAGAUUCCACACCUAUAA
Molecule: messenger RNA, 1098 nt
Organism: Clarias gariepinus (North African catfish)
Lineage: Eukaryota; Metazoa; Chordata; Actinopteri; Siluriformes; Clariidae
Gene: pln1
Product: phospholamban
Exons: 3
Coding region: 335-505 (56 amino acids)
Biological process (GO): negative regulation of heart rate; negative regulation of calcium ion import into sarcoplasmic reticulum; negative regulation of ATPase-coupled calcium transmembrane transporter activity
Cellular component (GO): sarcoplasmic reticulum; membrane
Molecular function (GO): ATPase inhibitor activity
Source: RefSeq, a predicted model, not a curated record